UAAAUGUUUCCCCAAAGUCAUAUUCAAGGGAAGUAAUUUUGCGCGGAUUGUCAGACAACCAACUUUCACGUGUUCAGAAAUUAGGAACAACAAACAGGGUUUUAUGGUUUCUGCCUUGAAGACUUGGUUGUUCAUUUCAAGUCUGCAAUUGACUCUGAAAACAAGAUACCAUCGAAAGUCCACAUGAAAGUCAACAAAACAUUGGUCAUUACUAAAAGUCCACAGUGAAAAUUCUUGUUGGAAAAAAGAAGAAAAAAGAAGUCAGCAUUAAAAUCCCGUCGACAUUUAGUGACCAGUUUAUCGUUCUAAGCAUUUACCAGUGAACCUUCUAUUAUUACCGUAACUUAAUAUAAGUCUUCAAUUUCUAACUUGUUCAGGGACUCAGUCUGCCAUGGUAAUUUAAUUCUUGUCCAUAGACCCAGUCUAACAUGAUCAUUUAACAUUGCAUCACAGAAUCUACCAUUAUGCUUUAAAUCUGCAUCAAUCAGUCUAUUACGAUAGUCUAAUUGUAUUUCACUCAAUCUGCCACAAUGUUUUGCAUCAAAAGAAUUCUACAAUUGGGAAAGCCUCGACUACCACAGCAGGCAAGAUGCUUAAGUUUAGAAAGACUGAAAGGGGGACGGAUGGAAAGAAUCGGAAACUAUUUCUUGAACAUCUUAAACGACUACAAGCAGGCGUUUGUGGAUCUUGGACAAGACAUGAAAAGCCGACCCAUUAAAUCGGGUAUCUACCUCGGCCUGCUGGGAGCUUUCGGAGUGCUGGUGAAGACGAAACCAUCUGUCGACAGCUACAAUGCUGAACUUAUCGAGAAGGCUCAUGAUCUUCUGCUUAUUGGAGACCUGAUUCGAAACAAAUAUUCUGACGAGUAUUUGAGGGACGUGGUGUCUUCGCUCAAGGACGGAAGGCUGCGUUUUUUGAACUUGGGUGUGUGUAGGGUCGUGUGGAGGUCGAACUACAGCUCGUGGGUAAAGCUGUAUGAUGCGCAGUGUAAACAACUGAAACCGAGGUGGACGGAAUUUCACAAACAGGUCGUCGACAUCGGUGUGUGUGGUCGAUGGAUUUACCUUGAUCGAGCUAUGGAAGAGUACGAUGUCAGUGAAGAUGAGUGGAAACAAACAAAGACAUAAUCAUUUAUCACCUGUGUCUACAGGACUUCUAGAAUUGUUUUUAAAUCCACUAGCCAUGGGAUCAGUGAUUUUAAACCGUUACUAGUCAUGAUUAAAAAUUCACUAGACCUACUUUACUUAGAGUUAAUACAAUUUUACUAAAUAAUAGUAAUAAUCAGAUAUGUCACUUAAACAGGGAGAUAAAGCUUAAAACCAUUAACAUUGGGAGUUUGGGGUGGGGUCAGGAUAUUCAUAUUUACAAAAUAGACAACUGCAACAUUUGAUCAAAACCAAAUUCACUAGCUGUUGGGCAUGGCAAUAGUAGUUAUUUACUAGCCCAACUUUGAAUAUCACU
This is a messenger RNA of Gigantopelta aegis, 1461 nucleotides long. Its product is annotated as mitochondrial import inner membrane translocase subunit Tim29-like. Lineage: Eukaryota; Metazoa; Mollusca; Gastropoda; Neomphalida; Peltospiridae. The record is from RefSeq and is a predicted model, not a curated record. Gene Ontology annotation, cellular component: TIM22 mitochondrial import inner membrane insertion complex. Gene Ontology annotation, biological process: protein insertion into mitochondrial inner membrane.